Molecule: messenger RNA, 628 nt
Organism: Drosophila serrata
Lineage: Eukaryota; Metazoa; Arthropoda; Insecta; Diptera; Drosophilidae
Gene: maf-S
Product: MAF bZIP transcription factor K
Biological process (GO): regulation of transcription by RNA polymerase II
Cellular component (GO): nucleus
Molecular function (GO): DNA-binding transcription factor activity, RNA polymerase II-specific; RNA polymerase II cis-regulatory region sequence-specific DNA binding
Source: RefSeq, a predicted model, not a curated record
AACAUUUUUCACACCUCUUCCAGAAAAGAAGAAGCACACACAAUAACAACGCAAAAAGUGGAAAACUCGAGAAAAAACAAGUCUAUUGAACAAAAACAAGGAGAAAUCAACUAACAAUGGAUGCUAAGCGCGAGAGAAAGUCGUCUUUGGCCCCUCUGUCACCGUGCCCCAUUCCGGACAUCACCGAUGAUGACUUGGUCAGCAUCUCCGUGCGGGACCUCAACCGGACUCUCAAGAUGCGCGGCCUGAACCGCGAGGAGAUUGUGCGGAUGAAGCAGCGGAGGCGCACGCUGAAAAACCGUGGCUAUGCCGCUAGCUGCCGCAUCAAGCGGAUCGAGCAGAAGGACGAGCUGGAGACCAAGAAAUCGUACGAGUGGACGGAGUUGGAGCAGAUGCACGAGGACAACGAGCAGAUCCGCCGCGAGGUGGGCAACUGGAAGAACAAGUACAAGGCCCUGCUACAGUUUGCCAUCCAGAACGAGAUCCCUAUUCCGAGCGAGCUGGAGGGGAACUGAUUCCAUCUGAUCCAACCUGUCACAUUCCUUUUUCAGUCAAAAAAAUAAAAAAUAAACCUAAACCUAAAAACAAACUACUUUUAGUCGCCUAUUUAGCUAGUUAUUUCUUGUAA